Rotaria socialis is the source of this 1251-nucleotide messenger RNA. The record is from the annotation of a GenBank genome assembly. Lineage: Eukaryota; Metazoa; Rotifera; Eurotatoria; Philodinida; Philodinidae.
AUGACUUCUUUGAAAAAUGUUCAAUCUAAAUCGAGUAAAAGUUGUUAUGUAAUAUUUUGCUGCUGCACCUUUAUUUUCGCUCCGCUUCUAAUCGGUUCCAUCAUUUAUCAAUCGAGUGGCAUCAAAAUUCCAACCAUUUUAAGUUCAAUCAAUGCCACGUUUUCUGUCGAAAAUCUAAUCGAUUCUCCAACAAAGAUCAUUGCCACCAUUCCUCAUAUACCAUUAGAAAGCUUUAUCUGCGAUAAAAUAAAUAUUAGUCGGUUUCCAGUUUCAUCGACAACCCAAACAAAUGAUUCAUUUGAUGUAUAUCGAAAAAAUGUUUUAGAAAAAUAUUGUGAUAUCGUACCGGUUCCGCGAUACAAUUGGUCAUCACCGAAGUCUUACACUGAAAACGAUAUUGCAUUUGUUAUAUUUACGGCUGCUGCAUUUUUUCAUACGCGAACAACAGCAGCACGUGAUACAUGGGUGUCACGUAUAACAAAUUAUUAUUUUCUUAGUGCAACUCCUUAUCCAUAUUUACCAAUAACUGUUGUUCCUGGCGCUGGUGAAGAUAAAUUAUCAAAUAUGAAAAAACUAUUUUAUGGUCUUCAAAUUAUAUAUAAACAACAAAUGAAUCUUUCUCCAGACAAACAACAAAAAUGGUUCUAUAUAGCUGGCUGUGAUACAUUUAUCCUUGCACAUCAUUUACUGAAACGACUUCAUGGUUUGGAUUAUAGACAGCCGAUUCGUGUUGGUGGUCAUUGGGGUCAACAUUAUUGUCCAGGACCCAAUGGGACAAAAUUCCAAGCUGAAUUUCCAUCAGGUGGUGCCGGAUUCUUUUUUAGUAUGAAAUUACUUGAAAUACUACAACCACAUUUAACUAAUUAUGUUGAAAAUGUUUGGCCUCAUAAUUCUGAAAUAUCUGAUGUUGCACUUUCUUGCCUUUCUCAUCAGUUAGGUGUUCCCUUAACUAAACAAGUUGGCUUUUGGGCACAUCCACCAGCAUUUACAUUAGGUGAAAAUGGACGUGAUAAAUUUCAUAAGGAACCUGAACCAAACGAUUUUCAUUAUAUUAAACCUGAUGAAAUGCAUGCACUUGAUGAAUUUUAUAUUUAUCAACAUAUGGAUAGAUUAAUAAAUGAUCGAAAUUGGAGUGAAUUUACGCAAUUUAUGCGACGUUUUGUGGCUAGUCAUUAUGAACUAUUGAGAAAAAAACGACGCGAAUGUACUUUACCAACGAUCGAAGCUGAAGUUAAAUUAAGUAAUAAAUGA